Castor canadensis (American beaver) is the source of this 1932-nucleotide messenger RNA. RefSeq names its product mitotic spindle positioning (gene Misp). Lineage: Eukaryota; Metazoa; Chordata; Mammalia; Rodentia; Castoridae. The record is from RefSeq and is a predicted model, not a curated record.
AUGGAUCGAGUGACCAGAUAUCCCAUCUUCAGCAAGCCCCACUCAGCCCGUGUCACUGGCCUGGCACUUGACGGAGAGAACAGCUACACCAUUGAGCUGGUGGGCGUGGGGCCUGAGGCCAGAAGCUGGAGCCUGAAUGAGCCACAGGCAUGGCCCACUGACUACCACACCCAGCUGGACACGGGGAGGACAGCAUCCUAUAGCAGACAGGCCUUCUCCAGCCAGCUGUCCCCACGGCCACAUUACCUGGAGGAUGAUGAGGAUGAGGAGAUGAAGGCUUACCACUUGGAUGCUAGGGGUGCUUUCCCCUACCAGUCACAGGACCUGGAACGGGAGCGCUGGGUGGUCAUCCAGGGCCAGGCAGUCAGGAAGGGUAGCACAGCAGCCACACUCCAGGGCACCCCUGACCACAGAGUUCCUGGCCAACCUCAGUCCACAACCCUGGGAGAGAACAUGGUUGACAGAGAGCAAAUUGACUUUCUGGCAGCUAGACAGCAGUUCCUGAGCCUGGAGCAGGCAGCCAUGAACCCUGUCCCCCAGAGCUCCCUAGCUUCCCCUGCACGUGCUCCACCAGGACAUAGCCAGGCCCUCAAAGCCUUGAAUGGGCCUCACCCUGCCAAUGGAUAUGUCGUCCCUAUCACACCGCAGGUGAAGGAAGUAGUCAGGGAGGAGAAAAUGGUCCACAGCUUCCCUGUUGAGUACAGCAUCCAAAUUGUGGACAGUCCCGGCUCCCUGUCUCCAGUGGCAUCUCCAGAGCCCCCCAAGGAGACGCCCAUUGAGCGGGAGAUCCGUCUGGCCCAGGAGCGGGAGGCAGACCUGCGGGAGCAGAGAGGGCUCCGGCGAGCAGCCGGCCAGCAAGAGCUGGUGCAGAUCACCACUAGGCCGGUGCUGAGCAAGGUGAGCUUGAGUGAGUCUCCACGGAGAGACAGAGGGCGCCCCUCACUCUACGUGCAGCGGGACAUGGUGCAGGAGACACAGCGUGAGGAAGACCACCGGCGGCGGGGCCUGCAGGUGGGCCGGGUAUCCACAUCUGACUGGGCCUCUGAGAACCCCCAGCCUGGACUCAGGAGAAGCCUGAGCUCAGACUCCAUCCUCAGUCCUGCCCCACAUGCCCGAGCAGCUGACAGGGCUCCAGAGGUGAGGAAAGUUAACCGAAUCCCACCUGACGCCUACCAGCCGUACCUGGGCUCCAGAACUCCCCAACAAGACUUCUCAGCCUAUAGAGUGUCCAGCAAGCCCAGUGGUCUCUCCACUGAGGAAACCAAAGUCUCUCCAAAGGCCGUGGGGUCUCCAAGGGAUCUCUCGGAGUCUUCUGGAAAACCCUUGAGCAUACAACAAGUGCCUUCCAAGCCCUCUCGGGGAGCCUUGCAAGCCGAUGGGGGCGUUGUACGACAGGAGCAUUUCCGUCUGCGUCCGCUGCGGUUCGGGGUCCCAGACAAAUCCCAGCAGGCUGAGUCCUCCCACGGCUGGGGCUGGGAGAUGGAUGGGGCCCCAGUGCUGAGGUUGCAGAAGUCUCUGUCCUCUGAUAUGCUGGAGAAGGAGAUGGAGAAUGUCCUGCGCAGGGAGCGAGAGGUGGCAGAGGAGCGGAGGAAUGCUUUCUUCCCUGAGGUCUUCUCCCCAACACCAGAUGAGGGCUACGACCAGGAAGACUCCAGGAGCUCCUCCCGAGCAUCUGGCAUCACUGGCAGCUACACAGUGUCUCAGUCACCCUUACUCACCCCCAUCCGCCUGCACUCAGGCCUGGUGUGGACAGCAGAGACCCCGGUGGAUAAUGCUCCUGGGCAGAAGAAGAAGGCACUGUGGUAUGCAGGCCUCAACCCCUUGGACGGUGUCAACUCGGAGAUCCUGGGAGCCACACGGGUCACCCGCCACAAGAAUGCUAUGGCAGAACGCUGGGAAGCCCGCAUCUACGCCAGUGAGGACGAGGACUGA